AUGGCAUUCUUCCUUUCAAAAAUGCAAUCCGCGAUUCAUCAUUCCAUUAUCAGACCCAGAGGUUUACUCAGCCAGCGAUUUACAUGUUCUGUAGUGGGGACCUCAGAAAGUUAUGAUGCAAUCGUUAGUUCCAUUUCUGACUCAUUAAGCAAAGGCCUGAAUUGGGAAUCACUGUCCCAAAAGUUCAUCCCUGUUCAGUUGACCGAGUCGUUGGUCCAAAAGGUACUUCUCCAUCUAAAGGAACCCAUAAAAGCAAAGCAAGCUUUAAAAUUUUUCCAUUGGUCAGCCCAUCACACUAAGUCGCGGCAUGGAAUUUCCUCUUAUUGCCUUGCAAUCCACAUUUUUGCCAAAGCUAAGCUUGUAAAAGAUGCCAAGGCAUUGAUUGAAUCAAUUUUAGCUGAGCCCUGUGAGGUGGCUACAGUUUCUGGGAUGGAUUCUAAAGUGUUGUGUGUUUUGGACUCACUGAUUCAGUCUUAUGAAAUUGUGGAUUCGGGACCUUUGUCUUUUGAUUUGUUUAUGCAAACUUGUGCCAGAUUGAAAAUGAUUGAUAAUAUCCUUGAUGCUUGUAAAAUACUGGAUGAACAUGGGUUUGGAUUAAGUGUUAUUAGUUAUAAUACUUUACUUCAUGUAAUGCAAAAAUCCGAAAAGACUUAUUUGGUGUGGAGUUUGUAUGAGCAUAUGAUAGAGAAAAGAAUGUUCCCAAAUGAGGUGACAUAUAGGAUAAUGGUUAGUACUUUGGGUAAAGAAGGGAGGUUACAGUGGUGUUUGAACAUCUUGGAAAGGAUUAAUGGAAAGAGAUGUACCUUGCCUGGAGUGGUAGUGAAUACUUAUUUGGUGCUUGGCAUGAUUGAGGAGGGUAGGAGUGAAGAUGGCCUACUGUUAUUGAAGUGGAUGAUGCUAAAGAAUAUGAUUCUUGACACUGUUUCGUUUUCCUUGUGCGUGGUUGCUAAAGUGAGGAUGGGUGACUUGGAUGAUGCUUGGGAAGUUUAUGAGGAAAUGCGUAGAAGAGGUUUUGAGGGGAACUCUUUCGUGAAUACUUCAUUUAUUCGGGCUUAUUGUAAGCAAGGGAGAAUUAAGGAAGCAAUUGAGUUGGUGCAAGAGAUGGACAAUUUGGAGGUAAAACCCUAUGAUGAGACUUUUAAUCAUUUAAUUGAAGGUUGUGCAAGAGCAGGAUAUUGGGAGGAAAGCUUGAAAUUUUGCGAGAGAAUGAUCAAGGUGGGACUUGUGCCCAGUUCUUUGGCAUUUAAUGAGAUGGCAGAAAAGCUUUGCUCACAUGGGGAGACGAGGCGGGCUGAUGAAAUUUUGACCAUGUUAUUGGAGAAGGGGUUUGUUCCAGACGAGGAUACCUAUUCUCAUCUGGCUGAGGGCUAUCUGAGACUGGGUAAUGUGGAAUCCAUUUUGAAACUGUACUACGAGAUGGAACAUAGAUCAAUUGUCCCAAGUCCGUUAUUCUUUACCUGCCUGAUUACUUGUCUUUGCCAGAAUGGGCGAGUAAAAGAAGCAGAGGAAUAUCUAAUUCCGUUCAAAGCAAAUUCACUUGCUCUGCCAUUACAUGUGUAUGAGAUGUUGAUUGCCAGCUAUCUUGAGAAAGGUGAGAAUGCCGUGGCACAGCAGCUAAGUGAGGAAAUGGUCAGAAACAGCUUGAGGGAUGGCUUGUAA
Molecule: messenger RNA, 1659 nt
Organism: Oldenlandia corymbosa var. corymbosa
Lineage: Eukaryota; Viridiplantae; Streptophyta; Magnoliopsida; Gentianales; Rubiaceae
Source: the annotation of a GenBank genome assembly